CAUUUUGUUUUUCCUUUUAUUUUAUUUUAAUAUCUUUCACUGCACAUUCCUUGUAUCACUCUUUCCACAUUCUGUAGACUUGUCUUCUCUUCUCGCUCUCUCUUCCUUCUCUCUGCAAAUUAAAGCUCGCUAAUUGUAUUCAUUAGAGUAUUGAUCAGAGGAAAAUAAGAACAAAAAAUAUCAAAUUCAAAGCAAAGAAAUGGUGGGUUGCGGGUUAUACAUAAAGAAGAAAACAGAUUGGCUCUCUACGCUUCUCCAAAGUGAGUUCUUUGGUUCUUGCUCUGAUCAUCAAGACCUCAGGAAAAGUGAGAAAAACGUGUUCUGCAUCGACUGUAGUCUUGAGUUUUGUAGGCAUUGUAAGGCUCACGGCCAUCAUCGGUCGCUUCAGAUCUGCAAAUAUGUCUAUCAAGAUGUCGUUCGCGUUCAAGAAAUGCAGAAGCAUCUUGACUGUUCCAAAAUUCAGACAUAUAAAAUCAAUGGUGAAAAAGCUGUGCAUCUGAAUCCUCGGCCCCAAGCCAAAGAUGCCAAACCAUCAACAAAAUCAAAAACCGGUGCUGCCUGUGAAGCUUGCGGAAGAUACCUUCAAGACCCGCCUAAUCGCUUUUGCUCCAUUGCAUGCAAGGUAUCAGCUGUUGAUGUGAAGCCUAAAGACCAAAGCGAUAAACUGGAAUUGCCAAUACAAGAAAUCCCUGAUCUUUCCCUGAAGGACAACCAAAAUUCAGAUAUAAGUACAGAAGAAGAAAAGCAAUCCUCAAUCUGUUCAACAGAUGUUUCCGAGGAGACUAAAACAUGGGUGAACACAAGUUUAAAGCCUAGGAAACGAGUGAACAAAAGGAAAGGCAUUCCUCAUAGAGCUCCUUUCUGUUAAUAAAUGCAGAAAUUUUGGUAGAUACUGCAGAAAGGGUACUUAAUAAAAUUUAUAGCUACAACAGUUGAUUAAGAAUGACACUGUUUCUAAUGAAGAAAGUCACUCAUCAAGGACUAGUCCUCGUUUUGGAAUUUAGUUGGGGUUAGUUGAGAGGGCAGACCCACAAUGUCAUGAGAGAAUGUGAUUUUUUUUUUUUAUUUGUUCCUUUGAGCAGAAUGUACAGCAUAAGAGCAAAGAGAUAAGUUGGUAUUGAAUUGCAGCAGUGGCUUUUAAUCUUUGUAUCUA
Theobroma cacao (cacao) is the source of this 1153-nucleotide messenger RNA. Its product is annotated as PLATZ transcription factor family protein. The record is from RefSeq and is a predicted model, not a curated record. NCBI's taxonomy places the organism in Eukaryota, Viridiplantae, Streptophyta, Magnoliopsida, Malvales, Malvaceae. Gene Ontology annotation, molecular function: zinc ion binding.